AUGACACAGCCGUAUAAACUGCUACAGAGACAACUACGAAGACUCCCAUUACCGCGGGGCAUCAUUGCAGAAGGCUCCCAAGUAUUGAAACAACAUUAUCGACUUGGCAAAAGUAAAAGGUUCGAAAUAAUAUUUCAGCAAAUUUUGGAACAAGAAAAGUACAAAUCCAUACAUGAGGUUCUCGAUGCAAUAUACAAAGUAGACAAGCCACACUGGUAUAUGGAGUUCCUGAAUAUACCAUACAUGCGAGUAAAGGGACAUUGGCCAACAGCACAUCUUAUUGAUACACUAACUGAGGAUGUGAAAACAAGAGAUACGUACUACAAUAAGCUAGCUAAGCCAUUCUCGGUCACAGAGGCACUCAAGUUGAAACAAAGUAGCAAGUCGGUUCUUCGAUUACCAUUGAUUAGACAGUAUAGUGGCCAGGUAAACUCCGUCGUCAACAUGGUUAAAGAGGUGAGAAAGGCGUAUUUUUUCAUUAUGUCGCAAAGAGUAUUUGAAAUCACAAAACAUCCAUUUGAAGUGAUCUACCACCCCUCUAAACUUGGCGUCCCCGAGCACCCGGUUGGUAUUGACUCUUUAUUGAGAAAGAAAGUGAGUCAAGUCAAGCACGUGUUGGAGAUGUAUCAACCUAUCUUGAUCCGGCAAUUGACCAAAUUAAUGAAUGCAAGAGGUGAGAUCAACCCCAAUUUCUUUCGCCAUCUUCAACGGAAACGUGCUGAUGAUACAACUAGUUAUCAAGUGAGAAAAAUGAUAAUCAAGGAGAAGAUAUUGAGCGAGGAGCUGUUACAGGGCAUACUCGAAAGUUAUUUGCGACAACAAUAUUACCUUGAAAACGGAGAGUAUAAACUCAAUCAGAUGUGUAACCUGCACAAUCCAUAA
Molecule: messenger RNA, 882 nt
Organism: Lodderomyces theae
Lineage: Eukaryota; Fungi; Ascomycota; Pichiomycetes; Serinales; Debaryomycetaceae
Exons: 1
Coding region: 1-882 (293 amino acids)
Source: RefSeq, a predicted model, not a curated record